AUUGAGGCUAGCUCGAGGUCGAAACUAUUGCUUUCCAUCCACAUCCACCACAAUGGCGGUGGCGUCGCCUCUGCCUCUGCAGAUUUUCGUGGCCGCGCUUCUUGCGCUGUCCCUGUCCACGACAGCGUCCUCAUCGCCUGCGCCUGUGAACCGGAGCAGCUGCUACAAGCGUCUAUUCAGCUUCGGCGACUCUCUAACUGACACAGGCAACUACAUCAUCCACUACUCCACCGCGUCAGGGCCCGUCCUAGCGCUGCCAUACGGCGAGACCUUUUUCGGCCGCCCCUCCGGCCGUUGGUCCGACGGCCGCCUCAUCGUCGACUUCAUCGUGGAGAGGCUGGGGUUCCAGUACUGGCCGGCGUACCUGCAGGUGUCAACCAGGAAGCUACCGGCGGAGGAAUUCCGGUACGGCGCCAAUUUUGCGGUUGCGGCCGCCACGGCGCUGAGCCAGGAUUUCUUCCUGAAAAAGAACCUCAGCGUUGACCUGCUUACCCCGAGCCCGAUCCCCCCUUACUCCCUCGGCGUCCAGAUCGGCUGGUUCAAGAAAGUGCUCGCCAUGGUCGCCUCCACGGACCAAGAGAGGAAGGAGUUGAUGGCGAGCUCGCUGUUCCUGGUGGGGGAGAUCGGCCUCAACGACUACAACCACCCCUUCUUGCAGAACAAGACCCUCGAAUGGGUCAGGCCCCUCGUGCCCCAGGUCAUCAGGUCCAUCGCUAUGUCCAUCGAGGCUCUGAUCGAGCUGGGCGCCAAGACCAUGUAUGUGCCGGGUAUCUUCCCGCUGGGGUGCACCCCGCUGUACCUCUUCCUCUUCCCCGACGACGACCGCGACCAUGCCACGGGCUGCCUUCAGAGGCUCAACGACCUCAUCCUCGUCCACAACCACAUGCUGGAAGCCAAGCUCGAGAAGCUCCGCCGCGACCACCCCAGCGUGUCCAUCACCUACGUUGACUCCUACGACAACGUCCUCGGCCUCAUCACCGCGCCCACGCAAAACGGGUUCGGCAAGGAAACGGUGUUAGAGGCCUGCUACCCCGUCUUCAUUUCGGGAUCAGCGGCGGUGCCGUGCCCAGACCCGUCUAGGCACGUAAAUUUCGACGGCCUGCACAUGACGGAGGCGGUGUACAAGCUCAUGGCCCGCGGGAUGCUCGACGGCCCGUUCGCCGCGCCGCCCAUCAUGUCCACAUGCAACCAUAACUGCUAGCGCAAUAGUGCAUGUUACAUCUGAUUGUCAAAGUAUCGUACAGAAUAUUGCUCAAGGGACAGGAGAAAUGUACGAGGUUAUCAUCAACGAUAUUGACUCUCAGAAGUCUAGAUUUGUACUAAGUUAUUUUAGAUGAUUGUGAGCCAUCCGAUCUAGAUAGGCAUAUAUCAGAAGGGUUGGAUGCGUUUUGCUA
This is a messenger RNA of Hordeum vulgare subsp. vulgare (domesticated barley), 1394 nucleotides long. RefSeq names its product sinapine esterase-like. The coding region runs from base 53 to 1201 and encodes 382 amino acids. The record is from RefSeq and is a predicted model, not a curated record. The transcript has 4 exons. Lineage: Eukaryota; Viridiplantae; Streptophyta; Magnoliopsida; Poales; Poaceae. Gene Ontology annotation, molecular function: hydrolase activity, acting on ester bonds.